AUGACUCCAAUACCUACUCGCGCUUCGACGCCUUCCGACGCCGCUGACAGAUCGCAACCCCUCGGCGCCUCGUCCGUGGUGCUGCAGUUCGGCGAAUGGGGAGCCGACCGAUAUUUGGGGAAGCGGAGCGGCGCCAAUCGCGGCCGUAGAAGCAGUGGUGGCGUGGAUGGCGGCGGGGAUGGCGGCGGGGAUGGCGGAGGCGACUACCGCGAUUUCCGCGAUCGGGGUGGUCGACAAGGAAGAGGCGGCGAGGGGAGAGGCACGGAAGGGGGAGGAGGCGGGGUUCUUGAGCGGCCCGCUCGGUGCGGCGAUUAUCGCGCGAAAUACGCGGAUAGAAGCGACGCGUUCGUGGUCAUCGACAACGGCUCGCACCGCUGCCGAAUAGGGUGGCAUCUGCUGCCAUCCGCCUCCUAUGCACCCGCCCCCUGGCCCCGGGCCCCCUCUCUCCCCUCCCCCGCUCUCCCCCUCCCCUCCUCCAUUCACCUUCCCCUCCAUUGUUCCGCUAUACUCCCCUUGAUUCCACUCCCCCUCGCUCCGUACCUGCUCGUCAUUCCUCUCUUCAUUUCCUCCUCACCCCGUUUCUCCUCUCCCCAUCCCCCCCGCCCGCCUCCCCUCUCCCUCCCCCCUCCUCCCUCCCCUUUCCCCCUUCCCCCCGCGGACUCCCCCCCGCGUGUGCCUUGCCAUGCGCGCAGGUGGGGCGGGGAGGCGGAUCCGCGGGUGGACUUCAGGAGCGUGGUGGGGCGUCCGCGGCCUAGGAGCGGGGGUGAGUGGGGUUCGCAAGUGACGGUGGUGGGUGACUGGGACCCCGCGUGGCCAGUGCUGAGGGCGCUGGAGUUGAUAGUGACAACCACUGUAAUCCCUGCCCUUCAUCCCAUCCUCUCACCAUUCACUGGGCCCUACCCACCCAUCCAUCCGUCACCGCACCCCCCCACACCGCCAGGCUCGCAGGUGACGGUGGUGGGUGAUUGGGACCCCGCCUGGCCGGCGCUGAGGGCGCUGGAGUUUGGGCGGCAGAGCAUCCGAUCGCCCUUUGAGUCCAACGUCAUCUAUAACUUCGAGCUCAUGGAAUGCAUCUUUGAUUACGCGUUUGAUAGACUGGGGGUGGAAGGCGGCGGCAGGGUAAACCACCCUGUGUUAUUGACUGAGGCCCCCUGCGCACCCCUGUACACGCGCGGCAAGACAGCAGAGCUCAUGUUCGAGACCUACGGCGUGCCUGCCCUGGGUAAGGCAGUACAGGUGUAG
Closterium sp. Naga37s-1 is the source of this 1242-nucleotide messenger RNA. Lineage: Eukaryota; Viridiplantae; Streptophyta; Zygnematophyceae; Desmidiales; Closteriaceae. The record is from the annotation of a GenBank genome assembly.